Pseudopipra pipra is the source of this 1449-nucleotide messenger RNA. RefSeq names its product interleukin 17C (gene IL17C). The record is from RefSeq and is a predicted model, not a curated record. Gene Ontology annotation, molecular function: cytokine activity. The transcript has 2 exons. Gene Ontology annotation, cellular component: extracellular region. Lineage: Eukaryota; Metazoa; Chordata; Aves; Passeriformes; Pipridae. Gene Ontology annotation, biological process: inflammatory response. Bases 329 to 991 code for a protein of 220 amino acids.
AUAUGUACAGGUAGUCACUGUGUAUGUAUGGGGGGGAGGUAUUGAUAUUGUGUGUAUACAUGUAUCACAUAUGUGCAUUAUUUUUUUAGGGGUGGGGAUAUAUAGAGAGAGACAUAGCUACACAGAUAUGUAGAUAUAGAAAUAUAUAGAUAGAUACAGAUAUUGAAAUAUAGAGAUAAAUAGAUAGAUAUAGAUAUACAGAUAUACAGAAAUACAGAUAUAUAUAGAUACACACACACAUGCUCAUGCUCUGGGUGCUGGUGCACAUGUGGGUGCAGGCUCACAUUUUGGGGAGGCUGUGCUGGAGCUCUGUGUGCCGAACCCCCCCAUGUCUGGGGGUGGUACCAGCUCACCCCUGAGCCCUCUGGGGGUGUGUGGGGGGUUAUUGCUGUGUCCCCUGACCCGCUGUCUCCCGCAGGGCUGGCUGGGUGCCCUGGCACUGCUGGGCGUUCUGGUGCUGUGCCGGGGGCUGCGGCGCCCUGGGGGUCUCCCGCACUCCCACCCCGUGCUGUGCUACAGCGGCGCAGAGCUGGGGGACGAGGCCCCCGCGCAGCUCCUGGGGCGCAGCCUGCGCUGGGACCGCUACGUGCCCGUGCAGCUGGUGCCACAGCUGGAGCAGCUGGAGAGAACCAGGCACCGGCGGCACCGGCGGCACCGCCCGCACGGCUGCCCUGCACUGCAGACCCAUGCCAGCCUCCGCAGCGAACCCAACGAGCGCUCCAUCUCCCCGUGGCGCUACCGCAUCGACGAGGACGAGAACCGGUACCCGCGCAAGUUGGCCUUCGCCGAGUGCCUGUGCAGCGGCUGCGUGGAUGUCAAGACCGGCCGGGAGACGACGUCGCUCAACUCAGUGACCAUCCACCAGACCAUGAUGGUGCUGCGGCGCAAGCCCUGCCCACACCCCACCGGGCUGGGCCUCGUCACCUUCGAGGUGGAUUAUAUCAAGGUGCCCGUGGGCUGCACCUGCGUCCUGCCCCGCACCAGGCGCUGACCCUCCCCUGCUCCCGUGGAGCCCCCGUAGUGUGACCGUGUCACCGCAUCCCCCUCACCCGUGCUUGUUUUAGAGCACCCACCCACAGCCAGGGCAUCCUCCCAGCCCCUCACCUCAUUAUUUAUGAGUUAUUUAUAAGCCUUGCAGCCAGGGGGCUUUUUUUACCCUGUAUUUAUUGCUGACUCCCCUGGCUGCAGCUGUGACUCCGGGUCCAGCAUCGCCCCACAGUGCUCGAGACCCCCCGGCCAGACCUUGCGAGCGCUGCCCGGGCACUCGCUGGUUAUUUAUUCCCCCUAAAAGCUAUUUAUUGUCUCCUCUCUAUGUGCUAUUUAAUGCUGCAAAUAAAAGCUGACCUUCCCCAAAACAGUCCUUGAUCUGUUCCCAGUCAGGGCAAUGAAAUGUUGGGAAGUGGGGGCACAUCCAUGGGUGUCCCAUGGGGCAAGGUAAGGCUGCGGAAC